Fusarium odoratissimum NRRL 54006 is the source of this 741-nucleotide messenger RNA. RefSeq lists its product as uncharacterized. Lineage: Eukaryota; Fungi; Ascomycota; Sordariomycetes; Hypocreales; Nectriaceae. The record is from RefSeq and is a predicted model, not a curated record. The transcript has 2 exons. The coding region runs from base 145 to 741 and encodes 198 amino acids.
UAGAAAAGGCUCGGGCCUUCCUCUCUUUCUCUAUCGCCUUCAUCUCGUCCAAUCUAUCCGCAUUUGCCAAGACAUCCCCUGCCCAACACCAUCAUCUUAUAGCACUGCAGCUGCCAGCUUCUCGCAUUCCAUGUCAACACGUAAAUGCGCCUUGCGCAGUUCGCAACCAUGAGACUCCUCGCUCUACUUCUCCUGAUCAUCGUCGCGGUGAAUGCAUACUACACCCUCUCUGUCUACGCACCUUCGCUUCCUCAGAUCCACGCGCGCAUCAUCAAUGCAAGGAAUAAAGCUUUCAUCAUCGGCGCCACGAAACCCAGCACGUUCUGCGGUCUUGACAAUGCUACUGAAUGCCCCGAUGGCACAUCCACACAAGUCGAUGGAAACAUGACUGGUCUCGCAGCUGCAGUCCCAGGCGGUCAAUUCAUCUUCGUCGCUCCCGACGGAAUCAUAUCCUACCCGCCAGCACACUCCGCCCUCCGGCCCCCAGGCUCACAAAUGGGCGGGUUCCAUCCCGUGCAUGUCAUCUCAGAGUGUAAGAUGCCUGUCACGAUACUCAUGUGGUCACCGGAGAACGCAAAUCCCGGACUUUGGGCUUGUCUAACGGCGAGGAAUGUCCCGAUCACGAAGGAGGCCGUUCUCAAGGCGACAACGGGCACUUUUACGGGAAGCGGCUGUUUGACUGUCGAGGGGAUUGAGAUCCAGACUGCAGGGGAUAAGUUCGCUGCUUGGGCUUAUACGUAG